AUGGACGAAUUCAACGAUGACGACUUUGAUGACUUGAACGACACUACUCUCCAGGAGCUUGAAAACAACGCCAUUCAAUUCACACAAGCACAAAGAAAACAGGAUUCCCAGUCUCAAACUCUACCUCCGCCCCAUGACCCCUCCCAAGUCGAGAACUACGACGAUCUAGAAUUCGAAGAUGACGACCUCGACGAUGCUGAAGUCACCAACGAACUUCUACCACCCUCGCAGUUGCACGCGGCACCUGGUAACGAUGUCAUUGCAGCACUGCAGCAACGGCUCAGGGCCCUCGAGUCUGAGCUGAACUCUGCGCGCGGCGAGGCCUCCAUCAUACGAACAAAUUCAACCAAGGCGGAACAGGAUCACGCGGCCGAAGUUUCCCGCCUCAAGAAGCAGAAUGCCGAACAAGCUGCCAGGCAAGAGAGGGCUGUGGAAGCCGCCAUUGCUGCUGAAAGGCAGGCCACCACAGAGUUGCAAUUCCUCCAAAGGGACAUGAAGGAUGCUUCGACCCGUCCUCGCCGGAGAGAAAAUGCGCCAGUGUCCGCCGCCCCAGGAACCACCACACCUAAGAAGGCUACCAAAACCUGGGGUGUCGCAGACGGAUUCGAUAACAUGGACAUCGCUCCAAGUCCGACCAAGAACAGAGGCAAAACCCGGGACCCUGGGCCUGUUGCUAUCCCGUUGUCGGAGAGGACGCCCACCAAAGGCAAACGGAAACGGCCUGCAGUCGAUAGUCCAGUCAUGGCUUUGGAGACAGACGCCCAAGACGUAAUCAUGGUUGAUGACACAGGGACUACUGCCAUUCCAAUUCAGUAUCCAGGCCCUGCACCUACUACUCUCCCUUUCGAGCAUUUGCCUCUCAUGGGCACUCCGCUGAAUCCGGUCCAACUUCUGGUAGACUUCGCCCGUCUUAUUAUCCAAAUGUGGAGCCAGUGUUUGAGAGAGAAUUUCUUGCGGCCAAUUUGGGACCUAGCCUCCCUCCUCUCCUUUACUCUGCAGCUCCAGACCAUAUCAGUGGUCCCGCAGAUCGUCAAUGACUUGGUUCCUACUCUGCAACAGUCUAUUUAUUUGGUUGCAGAAGCUCGAUUCAAGAGCCAGGAGGGUGAUGUCUCAGCAGGGGCUGCCACAGAAGCCCUGCAGCAGCACGUCGAUACUACGUACAUCCUGUCUCUGCUGAACGCCUCUGCUGCAGCCUGCGCUACCACAAUGUUCGAAGCAGAUGGUGGUGCGCAGACGAGACAAACCGAAUUUUGGCAGCUGAUCACUCUUGAUCUGGUUCUCAUCCUUCUCACCCCCAAACAACAGCUGGACGAUAUCAUUGGCAUGCUUGAUAUGCUGUGCACUUCUACCCUCCCAGAUUCCCUUGGCCCCAUCAUCCCAGGCAAAGACGCCGACCUAGCGGCUAGAAUGAUCAUCGACAAGGUUUCUCUCAACCUAGUCGACUUACCUAGAGCAGUGUCGUCUAUAAGCCAGAAGCACGGAGUCAGAUUCGCAGUCUUACGAACACUCAUGGCCUUCAUCCGUACCCCGUAUGGAGCACGACAGGUCGCGGGCCACGUCAGUGUCAUACCCCGGUUAGUCACAGCUCUGGGCGAGCUUGUUGAUGUUUUGUACGACCUUUCGGACCCCGUAGUGGAUACCUCCAAUCGCGCUUUUUCCCCUUCACACAAGAACUUGGCCGUGGGUACUACCCCGGAUGAUCGCCGCGAUGGUGUAAACGACUGGGACGACGGCCGGAGUGGCGUCUCUUUGUUGAUAUCUCAGAUUAUUCUGCUUCUCCAUACCAUGGUAACAGAUCCGCAGACGGCCAACGUCGCAAACAUCCUCUCGAAGCUCUCCAUGUCCCAUGGCGGCUCUCAGCGGUACAUCCUUUCAUUGUCACGGCUUAACUUUGCGGAAGAGGAUCUGGUCUAUGAGGGCGCGAUUGACGCGGAUACUGUUGAUCGAGCUCAUGAGUUAUUAGAAAUUGCCGUGACCCCUGAUGAGGGCGACAGUAUCGCCGUUUCGUUUGGGGUCUGA
This is a messenger RNA of Colletotrichum fioriniae, 2019 nucleotides long. The record is from RefSeq and is a predicted model, not a curated record. NCBI's taxonomy places the organism in Eukaryota, Fungi, Ascomycota, Sordariomycetes, Glomerellales, Glomerellaceae.